GGUUGUUGACAUUUCCAGCUAGCCUUUAGCUAGGCGGCAUGCCAUCUCAUUGACAUCGUUUUACCAACGCGUUCGUCCAUCAUGAGUUAUCCAGAGGACAGGCACGGGACCAAGCGGCCCGCGUCUCCGAGUGACGACGGGACCAGCUGGGCCGCGGCGGACCUGGGAAGCAACGAGAGGAAGCAGAAGUUCCUGCGCCUGAUGGGCGGUCUGAAGAAGGAACCCACGGGACGCCUCGUCAUCGGGGACCACAAGUCCACGUCCCACGUCCGCAGCGGGAAUGAAGACAAGAGGAUGAACGAGCAGCUGGAGAUGCAGUACCAGCAGAGCAUGGACGGGAAGCUGUCGGGCCGCAACCGGAGACACUGUGGCCUGGGCUUCAAUGAGCCGUCCCCCGAGCGAGAGUCGCCGCCGGCGGACAACCUGUUAAAGGCGCCGGAGAAGUCCUCCGGCGAAGAGGAUCCGGCGAAGUCCCGGGACAAAGACCCAAAGACACAGAACUCGGAUGAGUCCGGCUCGGACAGUCCAGACGAAGAGCGGGAACAAGACGAUGAUGAAGAUGAUGGUGACGCGGCCGCGGGGAAGUCGGCGUAGGGCGGCGACGGAGGAACUACUUUUUUUGUUUUGUUGUAAUCUCCGAUUUGUACAUUUGGACGUUGUUUGUUUGCCUGUCGGCCGUCAGCCGGGUCCUCUUCACCGCGGGGGGGCGGGGUCUCGCGGGGAGGCGGGGUCUCGCCGGAGGGCCCGCGGUUCAGAGAGAAGUCUGCAGGCGCGGAAAGAAAAGGAAGAAAAGAAAGAAAGCUCCACUUCCGGUUGAGUCAAACGGUCCCAUUUUUACUCAUUUGAACAUUUUAACCGUGGCCGCUCCGCGGUUCACGCCGGAUGAAGCCGCUCGCCGCUCGCCACGCGGUCGGUACACACAUUGGAUAUUUUGUGAAUUCUUGUUUUGAAACCCAAUAAAAACAAAAAGCAGCGUG
Molecule: messenger RNA, 977 nt
Organism: Pseudoliparis swirei
Lineage: Eukaryota; Metazoa; Chordata; Actinopteri; Perciformes; Liparidae
Gene: c6h11orf58
Product: chromosome 6 C11orf58 homolog
Exons: 5
Coding region: 82-594 (170 amino acids)
Source: RefSeq, a predicted model, not a curated record